Molecule: messenger RNA, 739 nt
Organism: Rhododendron vialii
Lineage: Eukaryota; Viridiplantae; Streptophyta; Magnoliopsida; Ericales; Ericaceae
Exons: 6
Coding region: 191-457 (88 amino acids)
Biological process (GO): mRNA splicing, via spliceosome; spliceosomal snRNP assembly
Cellular component (GO): U2 snRNP; U4 snRNP; U5 snRNP
Molecular function (GO): RNA binding
Source: RefSeq, a predicted model, not a curated record
AGCCCAAAUUCAUAAGGCCGGACCCAAAACGGACUCUGUUGGACCGCAUAUUCUGCAAGGUCCGAAGUACCGCUCUACACACUGAAUAGAAUAGAAUUGAAUUCCCAAAAUCUCACCAAUCGCGUCUAGGGUUUUCUUUCAUCAAGGUUUUCUGAAGGAGACGACUCUGUGACCGACCCAGAUAGCAGCCAUGGCGACCACCAAAGUACAGAGGAUCAUGACACAACCCAUCAAUCUCAUUUUCAGGUUCCUCCAGAGUAAAGCUCGGAUCCAGAUAUGGCUGUUCGAACAGAAGGACUUGAGGAUUGAAGGCCGCAUUAUUGGUUUUGAUGAGUAUAUGAAUUUGGUUCUGGAGGAUGCAGAGGAAGUCAAUGUAAAGAAGAAGAGCAGAAAGGCUUUGGGGAGGAUCCUUCUUAAAGGGGACAACAUCACGCUUAUGAUGAACACGGGCAAAUGAAGAUGGAUUUUCACCGGUGCAUGGGGUGGCCGCUUGGACGAAGCGGGUUAUAAAGAUAGUCAACAUUCCUUCUGAUGAUUAUGUACCCUAGACUAAAAGCUAGAGCUUAGUUGGAUAGCUUUUUUUGGCAUUGUUGUUCACCCUCCUGUAUUGGGGUUUUUUUAGUGGAGGUUAUGACGAACCCUUCCCGUAUUGGUUUAUGCUGAAUUGGAGGUUGAUUGUAUGACAUUACUGCAACUUGGCCAUUUGGAAAUCUGCUAAUUAGUAAAGGGGAUUAACGUC